CACUAUGACCCCGUCCGCGCUGCUCUCGACAGCUAUCCUCCUCCACCUCCUCCCGUGCCCUCCACCUCGUCUCCCGCCUCCGCUGCAGCCGCUCCAGCGCCCGCCGUGAACGUCACCAUUCCCUCCACCCUCUCUGGCUCCUUCACCUCCCCCCCCAACACUGCUACAUCGCCUCCUCGCACCGUGUUCCGUGCAAGUGCAUCGCCCGCCAUCUCCAGCAUCAUCGACCCUCCAGCACCCACCAUGGCUGCCGUCAGCCUCGCUCCACCGCCUCCCACAGCCCUGUUGCCGCAGAACAUGACCAACCUUCCUAUCCACAACUCACCCGCCAGGCCAGAAGCAAGCAUGGAACCACCCAAGCCAGCUGAAGAGCGUUCGCUGGGCCCUGCCAGGCUGCAGGAACUGGUGCCCAUGGACAUUGACAACAAGCAACAGCCACCUCCCGUUCCCACCACAGCCAUCGCCCAAAAGUCCUCCGCCACCCCCAAGAAGGAUAAAGCCACUGCAAGCCCUAACACCCCAGCCUCCGGGGCGCAGUCGCCCAAGCCUGGCGCGCGCUCAAAAGAAGCUGCUCCUCGCACAACCGGCUCUGGCUUACUAACGAGCGCCGUGUUCGGGCUGGACAUGAACUCUUCUGCGUCCACCGCCAAAACAGUGCCCAAUAUCAUUGUGCACGUCCCACUACAAGGCCAGACCAACGUGAUCUUUAAUUUCGCUCGCUUGGCCGAAGAACAGUACGGCUUCGACGCCCUGCAUCCUCGCAUCGCGGCGCAAAGGGAGCGUCGAGCACGCCUGGCCGCCGCCAGUGCGGCGCUGGCCCGGAACGAGAAAAACCGAGGCGAGAGCGGCGCCGAGGAUGAUCUGAGUCUUGACGUCGACCGCGACAGCGAUGGGGAUGGCGACAUCGCCAUGUCGGGCACGGGUCCCGCCAGCGAGGCUGCCGCCGGCGCGGCAAAGGGCCGCAGAAAGAAGAUGGAGGACUACGAUCGCGACGAUCCCUUUGUGGAUGACAGCGAGUUGGUUUGGGAGGAGCAGGCGGCUGCCAGCAAAGACGGCUUCUUUGUGUACAGCGGGCCUCUGGUUCCGGAGGGCCAGACACCGAGUGUCGAGAGGUCAGUAAACAUCCUAAUUGUUCUGUCUAUUACACUCUUUCUAACACCAGAUAACUACAGAGCCGACGGCACCGUCAAACGCGGUCGUGGCCGCGGUGGCCGCGCCGCCGCCGGUGAAAGCCGAGCCGCUGCUGCCAGCAGAACCGGUCGAAAAGACGGAGCCAAAGACAAAGACUCCAAGGAUGACGGCCCUGCCAAAGAGAAGCCCAGGUCCGGCCGAGGCGGCGCGGGAGCCACGAGAAAACCGCGCAUGACCAAGGCCGACCGCCUGCUCAUGGAGAAGGAGAAGGCCGAGCGGGAGAAGCUGGGUAUGGGCCUGGCGGGUAAGAAUGGCGUCGCGGUGGGCGCGAAGUAA
Ophidiomyces ophidiicola is the source of this 1467-nucleotide messenger RNA. RefSeq names its product HIR complex subunit (gene HPC2). NCBI's taxonomy places the organism in Eukaryota, Fungi, Ascomycota, Eurotiomycetes, Onygenales, Onygenaceae. The annotation marks the transcript as partial. The transcript has a single exon. The record is from RefSeq and is a predicted model, not a curated record.